Molecule: messenger RNA, 3172 nt
Organism: Phoenix dactylifera (date palm)
Lineage: Eukaryota; Viridiplantae; Streptophyta; Magnoliopsida; Arecales; Arecaceae
Source: RefSeq, a predicted model, not a curated record
GGCUGUUCUCUCUGCUCCCAUACAUAGGGCAAACCGAGAAGAAGUGGAAGAAGACAAGGAAGAGAGAGGGAGUUAGCCUACAAACUAUACUCCACGCUUGAGGAGCGAUUCUGAAGAAACCCUAGAGAGGAAUUAGAGAUUUGGGAAUUAAUGAGCAGCAGAGCCAAGAAUUUCCGCCGCCGUUCCGACAACGGUGAUGCCCAUGGAGAGGAAAAGUCCACCCCAACUCCCGCCGCCGCCACAAACUCCAGCUCCGCCUCUGCCACCAGUAAGAGCCAAACCCUGGCCAUAACGAAACCAAAGAGCUCGAAACCGGAGGGACCGAAACGCCUUAGCUUUGCUGAUGAUGAGGAGGAGGACGGCGGGGCCGUCGUGGCCCCUCGCCGGCCCUCCAAACCCGUUCCCUCGAUCCAUAAGCUCUCCUCCGCCAAGGAGCGCUCAAAAAUCUCAUCUUUGGCCCCUCACAUCCCUUCCAAUGUCCAGCCGCAGACUGGUGAGUACACCAAGGAGAGGCUCCUUGAGCUCCAGAAGAACGCGCGCCCCCUCGGUAGCAUGCCCCGGCCUAAGCCAUCUCCUUCCUUCUCCGAGCCCAAACCUCAGAAGAAGCCUGAUCCCCCUGCAGAACCUGUUAUCAUCCUUAAAGGCCUCGUGAAACCAGUCUCCACUACAACCCCUGGGCAGGAUGGUGAGAAGGGAGCUGCUUCGAAACGUCGGGAAGAUGAAGAGGAAGAAGAGGAAGACGGGAUGGAUGAAGAUGAGGAGAGGCGCGAUGCCGCGGAGAAGGGGAGAAAAUUGCCACCGAUACCUGAUCGGGCAACGAUCGAUGCUAUCCGGGCCAAGAGAGCCCAGCUCCAACAGCCACGUCGCCCUGCACCAGAUUACAUCUCUCUUGAGGGUGACCCUUUGGCGGGUGGGUCUAGCGAUGAGGAGGAGAACGAUUUCGAGGGCAGGGUUGCUUUGUUUGGAGGCAAGAUGGAUGGUAGGCCAAAGAAGGCAGUUUUUGAGGGUGUGGAGGGGAGAGUUGCUGUAGCCGAGGCGAGGAUUGUUGAUGGUGGAUACGGAGAGGUGGCUGAUGAUGGAGAUGAUGAUGAGGAUGAAGAAGAGAGGAAAUGGGAAGAGGAGCAGUUCAGGAAGGGGUUAGGAAGGAGAAUUGAUGAGGCAUCAACUCAGAGAGGGGUUAAUAGCAUUCCAACAAUUCCACCCAUCCAGCCAAAGGUUUCUGUUUACUCAGGAGGUGCUCUUCAGUCCUCAAUGAGCAAUAUAUCUCUUGGGCCAGCUUCUAUUGGAGUCUCAAGGAGUGCGGAGGUCAUGUCCAUUCCCCAACAGGCUGAGGUCGCCACCCGUGCUCUGCAGGAGAACAUCAGCAGGCUAAAGGAAACCCACAACAUAAGCAUGAAUUCAUUGGUUCGGACUGAUACACAACUUUCUGAGGCGCUCUCAGAAAUUACCUCUUUGGAGAGGUCUCUGAAAGCUGCUGAUGAGAAGUAUGUCUUCAUGCAACAGCUCCGUGACUUCAUCUCAGUGAUGUGUGAUUUCUUACAUGACAAGGCCUAUUUCAUUGAGGAGCUGGAAGAGCAGAUGCAGAAGCUUCAUGAGCAGCGGGCCUUAGCUGUUGUAGAAAGAAGAGCUGCUGAUAUUGCUGAUGAAGCAAAUGAAGUGGAAGCUGCUGUAAAUGCAGCAAUAUCAGUUCUAAAUAAAGGCUCUUCAGCUGCUUAUAUUUCUGCAGCGACAACUGCAGCACAGGCUGCUGCUGCUGCUGCUCGAGAAAAUUCCAAUUUAUCCGUUGAAUUGGAUGAGUUUGGUAGGGAUGUCAACCUACAGAAGCGCAUGGAAUUUACGCAGAGGACUGAAGCCAGGAAGCGAAGGAAGGUUCGGUCUGAAUCAAAAAGAAUGUCGUCAAUUGGGAAGGAUAAUGUAUUUGAGCUGAUUGAAGGAGAGGCGAGCACCGAUGAGAGUGACAGCGAGAAUAGUGCAUAUGAGUCUAGCCGCAAUGAGUUGCUACAAGCUGCUGAACAGAUUUUUAGUGAUGCAUCUGAGGAGUACUCCAGCCUUAAAAUUGUUAAGGAAAGGUUCGAAAGAUGGAAGAACCAGUAUUCAUCGGCUUAUCGAGAUGCUUAUGUGUCUCUAACUGCGCCAACAAUAUUCUCCCCAUUCGUGAGAUUGGAGCUUUUGAAGUGGGACCCUCUGUAUGGCACAACAGAUUUCUUUGACAUGGAGUGGCACAAGCUGCUAUUUAAUUAUGGGUUGCCAGUGAAAGAUCAUGACUUCGAUCCUGAUGAUGCCGAUGCUAAUCUUAUUCCAGAACUAGUUGAAAAGGUAGCUCUUCCCAUUUUACAACAUGAAAUUGCACACUGCUGGGACAUGUUGAGCACCCAAAUGACUAAAAAUGCAGUAUUUGCCACAAAUAUGGCCAUUAACUAUGUUCCAGCUUCUAGUAAGGCAGUACGUGAAUUGUUGGCUGUUGUUCAUAGUCGUUUGGCAGAGGCCAUCACCAAUCUCAGUGUGCCUGUUUGGGGUACAGUUGUAACAAAUGCUGUGCCAGGUGCUGCACAAAUUGCGGCUAAUAGGUUUGGUAUGUCUGUUCGUCUGCUCAGAAAUAUUUGCUUGUGGAAAAAUAUCCUUGCGCUGCCAGUCUUAGAGAAGCUUGCUCUUGAAGAGCUCUUGAGGGGGAAACUUCUGCCUCAUGUUAGAAGUAUCAUGUCCAAUAUUCAUGAUGCUAUUACAAGGACAGAAAGGAUAGUUGCAUCACUGUCAGGGGUUUGGUCAGGUCUUGGGAUUACUGUAGAACCCAGUCAGAAGCUGCGGCCUUUGGUGGAUUGCAUUGCAGAGCUAGGAAGCAAGUUGGAGAGGCGGCAAGCAUUGGGCGUGAGCGAGGAGGAGACCCGUGGUCUUGCUCGCCGUUUAAAGAAUGUGUUGGUUGCUCUUCAUGAGUAUGACAAAGCUAGAGCUAUGUUGAGGACCUUUCAGCUCAAAGAGGCACUUUGAGGCUGAGCAGACAUUCUCACCCUUGUAAAGCAAGCUUUUCCUUUCAAAAAGCACCCAGGUUCUGAAGCCUUGGCUGUCAGAACAUAUUGUACUUUACAGAGAAGUUUUGAUUGUAUCGAAAUAUGCAAAUUCCACUUUUGAAGUGCAUAUAUUGGCCAUAUUAACCAUCGAUUUUUCCUUUUUGGUG